Messenger RNA from Phalaenopsis equestris, 522 nucleotides. RefSeq names its product chaperone protein DnaJ-like. The transcript has 4 exons. Lineage: Eukaryota; Viridiplantae; Streptophyta; Magnoliopsida; Asparagales; Orchidaceae. The annotation marks the transcript as partial. The record is from RefSeq and is a predicted model, not a curated record.
AUGCAAAUUUCUCAAGCACUUGGCACGCAGCCCGCAUGCCCUUUUCCAUGUAUCGAAUCCUUAGCAAAUCGCGACUUCCCGAAACACAACCACCGACUCCAGAACGUUCCGGAAACGAUUCUCUUCUCGGUAUCUCCUCUUUCGCGGAGAUAUUUUUCACUCCCUAUAAAUUCUGCUCGCCAGUUCCCAAACGCUGAUGAUUGCAUCGGCUCAAGUUCAUCCAUGGCUGCUGCAGCGGAACAGCGACGAUCGGCGGCCUCCUUCUACUCCAUUCUUGGUGUCUCGCGCGAUGCCUCCCUCGCCGAGAUUCGUGCAGCUUAUCGUCAGCUUGCAAUGACAUGGCACCCGGAUCGGUGCGGGAGAGAGCGGGUUCAAGUGGCUAAUAGACGGUUUCAGCAAAUCCAGGAAGCUUACGAAGUUCUAUCCGAUGAAAGAAGGAGGGCUAUGUAUGAUGCCGGGCUUUAUGAUCCGCGUAAUUGUGAACAAGAUGGAGCAGAGGACAUUGAGGGUUUCUGGGAUUUC